This is a messenger RNA of Pygoscelis adeliae (Adelie penguin), 2215 nucleotides long. It is a transcript of the gene SFT2D2, whose product is annotated as SFT2 domain containing 2. Bases 1 to 432 code for a protein of 143 amino acids. Gene Ontology annotation, cellular component: membrane. Gene Ontology annotation, biological process: vesicle-mediated transport. The transcript is spliced from 8 exons. NCBI's taxonomy places the organism in Eukaryota, Metazoa, Chordata, Aves, Sphenisciformes, Spheniscidae. The record is from RefSeq and is a predicted model, not a curated record.
AUGUCGGCUACGGUUAUUGAUGCAACUUCAUUAGGUUGGGGCACCAGAGUGAAAGGCUUCAUCGCUUGUUUUGCGAUAGGAUGCCUGUGCUCACUCUUGGGUAGUUGCCUGCUAUGGGUACCAGGGAAAGGGCUGACGCUCUUUGCAGUGUUUUAUACACUGGGGAACAUUGCAUCUAUUGGGAGCACUCUUUUUCUUAUGGGACCAAUGAAACAAUUGAAAAGGAUGUUUGAGCCUACACGUUUGAUUGCUACUAUUGUUAUGCUAUUGUGUCUCAUACUAACAUUGUGUUCUGCUUUCUGGUGGCGUAAGGAAGGACUCGCGCUCCUUUUCUGCAUAUUACAGUUUUUUGCCUUGGCAUGGUACAGCAUUUCCUUCAUACCAUUUGCAAGGGAUGCUGUGAAGAAAUGUGUUUUGGUCUGUCUGUCCUAACAGGAAUACUGGAUGCUUCACAAAGUUCUAGGAAGUUUGGUAGAACUAUGUUAAGAUCACUGUGUAUGUAUUUUCCCACUUCUGUCUCAAACAUGUGCCUUUCAGCUUGUUGUUAGAAGCUCCUUGUGUUAAAUCCAGUGUAUGCAAUUGCUUGGUUUUGUAAGCAAUGGUGUCUGUAGGACAGGGUGCUCGUGAUCAAAUGAAGUUCAGCCUGGCAGAAGAACUGGCCAGAGAUCCAGAGUUUGUUACGAUAAUUCUUAUGUAAAAUCAUGUAUUUGUUGUGCAAAAGUAACAAAGUAAUAUGUGAAGCCUGUAAAAUGGAGACUUCGACUCUGAUGCCAGACUAGAGGAUUUCUUUUUCUUGGAAAAAGAAAUCAGUUGCCAACUGAUUUCUUACUGACAACUUGUUUUUUUUAAACAGCCUUAUGUCACUUAAUCUUUGCACUGUUUGCCUUGGAUAAUGGAAUAUUGGUAUUCUUUCUUUUCAUGCCUCUCUUGCAAAAUUUUAGGUUUGAGACUUCUAAAAGAUUUAAUUCUAAAUGAAAAGACUGUUUUGGAGUAAGUAUGAAAUGUUUGCAUCUUUAAUGAAGUAUUGAAUUUUCAGUUUAGACAGAUGUGUUUCCUUAAAAUACACGAAAGGGACAUUUUCACCUGGAAAAACUUCCUGUAGGAAAAGCACUUGCAAAAUAAGGUUAAUAGAAUUUUUCAGCUGCCAGAAACAUGAGUUCUUUGCCUUGCCUACAGCUAAUGGCAAUACAUACAAGGUAGGAAACUCAAAUUUUUCACAUGAAGCAAGGUGCUUCUCUUCCCUCCCCGCCCCCAGCUGUAGCAUAGGAGCAGUGUGAAGCUGAGGGCAUGAUAGGUAAGCAAAGAGAGAAUUUGUGUAUGUCGUUUCUCAAAGGACAAACUCUGAUAAGGUGGAAUUGGGCUAUUGUUUAAGUAGUCUGGGCCGGGGAGAAGACAUUUUCUUCUGAACUUUUGCAAGUAAGUUAAAGCUCCAACAUUUCUUUUUUUUUUAAGUGGGAGCAGUUUUGUUCCUCCUAAAGCUCUUGCAUACACUAGUGAACUACUUUGCUUUGAGGAGAAAGUGCAAUUUUCUAUUGCCUGUCUUAGCAAAGAAAGCACGUAACAAUCUAGCUGCCAGCUCCAAACAAAUGCUGAACAGUCAGUACCUAAAUUCCAAGGCCACUCUACAUUCUCUUUAUCCUCUGAGCUAUGUAUAAUCACUUACUCCCAAACCGUUGCAGUGGUCAGUUGUUUAAUAUCUGAGCACAGAUUCCCACUUCUGCUGUGUGAGGUACCGUUUAACUGCUUUCACCUUUCCUCUUACCAAACUGUCUUGCUGGAGUCAGUGUCUAUGAAGAUGAUUAUCCAGUGGACUUCAGUAUGAACUGAAGCCUCUCUUCCUUCAUCUACCAAGAGUUUAGUCAUUUAACAGCAUUGUGUUUGCAUGGCAAGUGUAUCCCUGACUUGUACCGCAAGAUUUUAAUGUAGGAAAAACCUAGAUCUACUUGGCAAUAAAGUAUAAGCCCACAGUGAAGCCAAAUAAUUCUAUGGCUUCCAGAAAGCUACUAGAAACUGAAUUAAUUCAAAAUCUUAAACUUAGGUGUCCUUCUGAUAACUUAUAAAGCACGGUACCAUCCUCUGUUAGGAUCCUCUAAAAAAAAAAAAAAGUUCCCUUUUGAGGAUGGUAUGAAAGGGAAAUUUUAACAGGCUUUCUGUGGAUUCCAGCUGGCUAGAGUUACUGUUACAAAGGCAUCUGAAUGGAAAAUGCUGCCCUGAA